GGAAAUUCACCAUUUGACGACCGCCCUCUAGCUUUUACUAAAUGAACUUCAGAUUUCUUUCGCGUACCUUUCCGCUGCGCGAUUAUUACUUUUAUGUGCCGAAAUUGUGCCUCGGUGCGUUGGGCUUCUGGCCGCUGGACACAUGUGAGCCUGGUGCAUGCAAUGUGUGGGCUUGGGUGAAUCUCAUCAUUUUGACCAUUGGUGUCGUUACCGAGAUGCACGCCGGCUGCUUGGCGCUGAGGACCGAUCUGGAACUCGCUUUGGACACGCUCUGCCCGGCCGGCACCUCGGCUGUGACAUUACUAAAAAUGGCCUUGAUCUAUUACUACCGCCAGGAUCUGGCGUGGGUACUGAAGCGCAUGCAAGAUUUGGUGUAUGAGCGCGAUGUGUCAAUAAAUAGCGUUAAGAAGCAUAUUGUACGCGCGCACGCCGUUAUGGCAGCACGUCUCAAUUUCAUACCGUUUGUUAUGGGCUUUAUUACGUGCACCUCGUACAAUCUGAAGCCGUUGCUAAUGACAUUGAUACUCUAUGUGCAAGGACGGGAGCCCAUGUGGAAGCUGCCAUUCAAUAUGACCAUGCCGCAAUUUCUACUGCGCGCACCCUACUUUCCGCUCACCUACAUCUUCACCGCCUACACGGGCUACAUUACGAUCUUCAUGUACGGCGGCUGCGAUGCAUUUUACUAUGAAUUCUGCUCCAACACGGCGGCGCUGCUAGAACUGCUGCAGAAUGAUUUGAAGUCCAUUCUCAGCUUUGGCGGAGACAAGUUCACCUUAACGGCGGAGGAGUCCACCGUACUGGAGUGGCGUUUGGUGCAGUUCAUAAAGCGCCACAAUGACAUUAUCGAGUUGACGCGCUUCUUUUGCAAACGCUACACCGUCAUCACGUUGGCGCACUUUGUCUCCGCAGGACUGGUGAUUGGCGCAAGCAUAUUUGACCUUAUGACGUUUACCGGAUUCGGCAUUGUCAUCUACAUUGGCUAUACCAUCGCGGUUUUGGGUCAACUAUUCAUUUACUGCUAUGGCGGCAGCAUGGUGGCUGAGAGCAGCGUUCAAUUGGCCACCGUGGCUUUCGGCUGUGAUUGGCAUGCCUGCAAUCCGCGACUGCGUCGCUAUGUGCUGAUGAUAAUUAUUCGCUCGCAACGCGCCAUCAGCAUGUCGGUGCCGUUCUUUUCGCCCUCGCUAGUCACAUUCACUUCGAUACUGCAAACAUCCGGCUCGAUUAUAGCUCUAGCCUCAUCGUUCAAAUAAAUUGAAGGCAAAAAAGUAGAAAAUCACGAAUAGUUGCAAAUAAUGAGCUUAGUCGCUUGUCUAUAACUUAUAACGAUAAUGCCGUCGCAUUAAAUUUAACACUUGUCGCACUGCAGUAGAUCAACGACGGAAAAUGUUGCGUAUACGCUGUGGCACUUUUUAUGCACUUUUUUUUAAUGAAGUGUGCAUUGGCCAACUAUUGGCAAUUAACAGCACAGAUUAAAUGUAAAUUAUAUUUGUUGAUUAUUAUUGCAUGUAAUUGCGAUUAUACAACAGUUAGUCAGCAUUAAAAAUUUACACCUGAAAAAACUCACUUUUUAUUAAAUAAAAACUGGUCGCAGAAGUUAAAUAAAUACUGCAGCAGAUAAUUAUG
This is a messenger RNA of Zeugodacus cucurbitae (melon fly), 1623 nucleotides long. It is a transcript of the gene Or10a, whose product is annotated as odorant receptor 10a. Gene Ontology annotation, cellular component: plasma membrane. The record is from RefSeq and is a predicted model, not a curated record. Gene Ontology annotation, biological process: detection of chemical stimulus involved in sensory perception of smell; sensory perception of smell. Gene Ontology annotation, molecular function: odorant binding; olfactory receptor activity. The coding region runs from base 42 to 1250 and encodes 402 amino acids. Lineage: Eukaryota; Metazoa; Arthropoda; Insecta; Diptera; Tephritidae. The transcript has 7 exons.